This is a messenger RNA of Pogoniulus pusillus (Red-fronted tinkerbird), 5063 nucleotides long. It is a transcript of the gene AMFR, whose product is annotated as autocrine motility factor receptor. The transcript has 12 exons. The record is from RefSeq and is a predicted model, not a curated record. Gene Ontology annotation, biological process: protein K48-linked ubiquitination; ubiquitin-dependent protein catabolic process; endoplasmic reticulum unfolded protein response. The coding region runs from base 68 to 2632 and encodes 854 amino acids. Lineage: Eukaryota; Metazoa; Chordata; Aves; Piciformes; Lybiidae. Gene Ontology annotation, molecular function: ubiquitin protein ligase activity; ubiquitin binding. Gene Ontology annotation, cellular component: cytosol; endoplasmic reticulum; ubiquitin ligase complex.
GGCGGGCGCUAGGCCGCAGCAGCAGCCGGGCAGCGUGGCGGGCCUCGGCCUCGGCGAGGGCUCCGCCAUGCCGCUGCUGUUCCUGGAGCGCUUCCCCUGGCCCAGCCUCCGCACCUACACGGCGCUCAGCGCCCUGGCCCUGCUGGGCACCGGCCUCAGCGCCUACCGCGCCCUCAGCCAGGGCCCCGGCUCUGCCCAGCCGGGCGGCGCGGCGGAGGGGGCCGAGCCGGCCGACACCCCGCAGCUCGGCGGGCCGCGGGCCGUAGACCUCGCCGUCUACCUGCUUUCCGACAGCCUCUGCGUCUGGGUGCUGGUGAACACUGCCUGCUGCUUCCUGAUGCUGGUGGCUAAGCUCAUCCAGUGCAUGGUGUUUGGUCCUCUGCGUGUCAGCGAGAGGCAGCAUCUCAAGGACAAGUUCUGGAAUUUCAUAUUUUACAAGUUCAUCUUCAUUUUUGGUGUGCUGAAUGUUCAGACAGUGGAAGAAGUGGUGAUGUGGUGCCUCUGGUUCUCCGGGCUUGUGUUUCUUCAUCUGAUGGUUCAGCUCUGCAAGGAUCGCUUUGAAUAUCUUUCCUUUUCUCCAACCACUCCCAUGAGCAGCCACAUCAGAGUCCUGACCCUGCUCAUAGCCAUGAUCCUGUCCUGCUGUGGACUAGCAGUCAUCUGCGCAGCUGUCGGCUACACCCAUGGCAUGCACACGCUGGCUUUCAUGGCAGCAGAGUCCCUGCUUGUGACAGUCAGAACUGCUCACGUCAUUUUACGAUAUGCCAUUCACCUCUGGGACCUGAACCACGAAGGAACAUGGGAGGGCAAGGACACUUAUGUCUACUACACAGACUUUGUCAUGGAGCUGACCUUGCUUUCACUGGACUUGAUGCAUCACAUCCAUAUGCUGCUCUUUGGCAAUAUCUGGCUGUCCAUGGCCAGCCUGGUGAUCUUCAUGCAGCUGCGCUACCUCUUCUACGAGGUGCAGCGAAGGAUUCGGCGCCACAAGAACUACCUGCGUGUGGUUGGAAACAUGGAAGCCAGGUUUGCUGUUGCCACACCAGAGGAGCUGGCAGCCAACAACGACGACUGUGCCAUCUGCUGGGACUCCAUGCAGUCUGCACGGAAACUGCCUUGUGGCCACCUCUUCCACAGCUCCUGCCUGAGGUCCUGGCUGGAACAAGAUACAUCUUGCCCCACCUGCAGAAUGUCCCUCAAUAUUACUGACAGCCAGCACGUGAGGGAGGAUCAACAAAGGGAAAACCUGGAUGAGAACGUGGUGCCCGUGGCAGUGGCGGAAGGCAGACCGCGCCUGAACCAGCACAAUCACUUCUUCCACUUCGAUGGCUCUCGGAUUGCCAGCUGGCUGCCCAGCUUCUCAGUAGAAGUGAUGCACACCACAAACAUCCUUGGGAUUGCCCAGGCCAGCAACUCCCAGCUUAAUGCUAUGGCCCAUCAGAUCCAGGAGAUGUUCCCUCAGGUUCCCUAUCAUUUGGUCCUACAGGAUCUGCAGCUAACUCGCUCUGUAGAGAUCACCACUGACAACAUCCUGGAAGGGCGCAUCCAAGUACCUUUCCCCACACAGGCUACUUCAACCUCGGAGACAGGCACUGCCGAUGAAGCAGCGGACCAGCCCCAGCCCGUCUCGGUCACCACUGUGACUCAAGAGGAGGAUGAGGAGGAAGAAGAAGAGGAGGAGGAGGAGGAGGAGGCAGAACCCGAGGUGGUGACGGUAGAACGCCUAUCCCCGAGUCAGAUUCGGGAGAUCUGGAAGAAGUUCCACCGCCAGCCGGGCGAGGAGGUGGCCACCUGGCUGCUGCGCUGCUGGGACGGCGACGUCAGCGACGUCAGGGUGCCGCGCAGGGACGCUUGGAGGCUGGCAGGCCUGCCCGGGAACCGCAAGAUCGACCUCGACAAAGAAAAACGCUUCUGCAACUUGUGGCGGCGACUGCUGCGGGCAGUGAAGGAAGCUUACCCCUUCCAGGGAGACCUUGUGCCCAAGCUGCAGACCUGGCCCACCAUGGAGAGGGGGAUCCGGUACCUGCGGGAGCUGGCCAUAGUGGAGUUGAUUUACCUGGACAGCAAGGCGCUGGUCAGAGAUCCAGAUGAGCUGACCUGCACGGAGGCCAUGUGGGACAGGUUCGUCCGCGCCGUGCCCCCGCGCUACGCCGGCGCCUUCAUUUUCCGCUUCUGGAAGUACGGAGCGGGGAAGGUCGUGGGUGACCUGACACAGUGGCUGCAGGAGCAGGAGGAGAGUCUGCGCUGCCCUUUCAUCUCGGAGCAGGAAGACCUCCUGCUCAAACAGUUGCUGUCCUGCUCGCCGCCCGCCCAGCGCCGCGCCUCGGCUCCCAGGCGCAGGCGUUCCCCCGCGCAGGAGAGAGCUUACAGCGGGCACACCUCGCGGGGCGACCUCUGGUUUUACCUGCUCGACCACGGAGAGGACAUGAGGAAGUGGGAUGGCAAAGCCACCUCUGUCCUAAAGGCGCGGGUACGGGAACUGCAAGGCAAACCAGCCCCGCAAAGGGCUUCUGCCAGGAGAAUGCCUGCUGCUGCCUGCCGGGGGCACUUCCCCAGGCAGCGCAGGAGGCCUGACCUGCCUGCCGAGCUCUACUUGGAGGCUGCCAGUAGCGAGUACUCUGAUGAGGACUAGAGGGGCCCUGCCUCCAGCCAGGUGGAGGAAGGGGUGACUGGAUUUACUGGACUCUAGCUUUGAUGGCCCUGGCACAUCACAGUAGUGAAAGGCUGUAGUAGAUAGCUGUGCACAGUGUACCCCAACGCCACCCGGCUGCUGUCGAGGAGCAGGACCCAGCUCUAUUUCUGGAGGGAUGAGGGCAUCCCCACGGCUGACUGUACUGGAGAAGAAGAGUGAGUUGAACUGGGAGCAAGCACCUUGUUGCGACUAGCCCAGAGGCCCCAUGCCUCCUUGGCACAGACUGUCUCAGAAGAGAGCAUUUCAGUGACCCAAGGAUGGGCUCUUGGUAGAGCUGCUUCGAAGAUGGAGAAGCUUACACAGCUGUUUGUCUCUCAGAGGUGCAGAAGAACAGGUUGAAGGGGCGAAGAACAGCAGGUGCCAGGUGCUACCACAGCAGUGCACUGAUGGCAAUACUGUACCAGCUGAGAAUCUCCAACUCCCAUCCAGAAGGUGAUUCAUCAACUGGAGAGCCAGGGCAUGAUCAGCAAAACUUGCUCACCCUUCAGCAGCUCACUGUGGCCAGCCUGGAAGUCUGAUGGGGAAUGAGACUGGCAGUAAACUACUGUGGCCUGAGUGAGGUUAUACCAGUGACUGGUGCUGCCACGCUGGCUGUGCUGGAGCUUCAAUACCAGCUGGAGUCAAAGGCAGCCAAGCUGGUGACAAGUGACAUCACUAACAUGUCUUUCUCAGAGCCUGUGGCAGCAGAGUGCAGGCCACAGCUUCAUUUUCCUUGGAGGGAUGUUCAGUGUGCCUGGAAUUGACUUCCCCAGGAGAGGAAACACAGCCCCACCAUCUGCUGUGGACUGCAGUGGAGCAGGAUGGAGCUCCAGAGCAGCUGCAGUGCAUUGAUGAUGUCAUUGGAUGGGAUGACACAGCAGAAGUCUUUUGAGAAAGGGAAGAAAACAGAGUCCCAGGCAGUGUGCAGUCAGCCAGGGCAGCUGCCCAGAGCUGGCUCACAGAUGCAUCCCAGGCCAUAAACAUUGGUUCAGAGGAAGAAGUUUGCUGAGGAUAGAGAGGUCCUUCUGUUUGGGUUCCUGCUCCUUCUGCUUAUGUCUCUUCCUGCUCCUUCUCCUGCUUCUCCCCAUCCCUGGAGGAGCUUGCUCACAGUCCUCCUCCUGAGGCCUGCUUUCCCCUGUGUUGUGACACUGUACAUUGGCCAGGCUGAGCAGGACUCUGUACACUUUCUGUUGGCAUUGAUCUCAGUUUGGCUGCUUGAUUAAAUCCCUUCAUAUUUCAUGGCUCUCUUCUUCUUUUCCUGAUCCCCCUUCCUGCGUGGGGAGAGAUCAUAGGGUGAUGGAGCAGCUGCUGUGGUUUAUCCCUGGAUACAGGCUCAGUGUAGACAUGCACAUAGAGAACAGGCAGAGGGAGAGAGUUAUUCCUGCCUUGGGCAAAGACACAUCCAUCCAUGAGGCUGCUUUUGUUCAAGGACCUGGGUGCACUUAGUGGGUAAGGUGGGAAAGUCCAAUCUGUACCUCAAAGGGGGGAUCUGGUUUUGGGGUAAUGUCAUUGCUGUGCCGUGCUCUAUGCUCUGGUUACUCUCUGCCAAGUGAAGAGUCUUACAGUAAGGAUCACCCCAGAGUAAUGAAGAACAAAUUUGGACAGAACCCAAACUGGUUGCAGCAUGCAAGAAUCCACCAGCACACACUCUCUCUUCUGCCCUGAGGGAGACUAAUUCUGUGACUGCUAUGGAGCCCAAGCAGUCGUGGACUAAAACCCACUCAGGAGACAUGUUAGAGGAGUGUCCCAUAGACCAAGGGAGUGAUGGCUCUGUGUGUGUAGGAGAGAUGGUGGUGAUUCAUCUGAGUGCUUUGGAAAGUAUGAGACCUGGGCAUGAUGGAGAUGGUAUAGAAUAAGGGUGGAUCUGGUCCUGGUUUUGGCUGGGAUAGAGUUGAUGUUCCCAAAGCUGGUGCAGUGCUGUGGUUUGGAUUGAGGGUAGCAGUUGUGAUCACUCCUGGGUUAGGUGUUGCUGAGCAGAGCUUACACUAAGUCAAGGACUUGCCAUCCUCUCCCACUGCCUGGCCAGCAAGCAGGCUGUGGGGCACAAGGAGCUGGGAGGGGACACAGCCAGGACAGCUGAACCCCACUGGCAAAGGGAUAUUCCAUACCAUAGGACAUCUUGGCCAGUAUAGAAACUGGGGAGGGGAGAAAGCUGACCAGGGGUUGCCUGCUCAAGGAACAGGCUGGGAAUUGGCAGGCUGGUGUUGAGCAACUGUUCCUCAGUAGCAUUGUUUGGUUUUCUUGGGCUUUGUUUCUCUCUGUCUCUCUUUCUCUGGUUGGGUUUGGGGUUUGUUUUGUUAGGGGUGGGUUUGUUUUUUCUUCAUUACAAUUUAUCAUUAUAAUUAGUGUUGGCUUUUAUUUUCUUCAAGUUAUUAAACUGUUCUUAUCUCAA